AUGCAAAGGGACUUGGAUACCCUGAAGGUCAGUCUCCAGUUUGAGUCGGGGGUGGAGAAGUCGAGUGCUAUGUUGCCAUUGAUUUCUAGAGCUGCGCAUGAACAGCAGCCGAAAGUAAAGAUCGGAAAUAGACCGCACCGUCUGAUCUGCCUAAUCUGCCUAGUUACGUCAGCCAUUAUGGUGACUGUGGCCGGUCUCUCGAUCCAUGAGCAAACAUGUUCCCAGGAAUGGGUCACAAGUAAAGACCGGUGUUAUUACGUAUCCAGGUUUGAAACAUCUUUCCAAGAAGCGAAGCAAGAAUGUUCAAUCCGUUAUUCAAGGCUGCUGGAAAUAAAUUCAAGGGAUGAAGCGCUCUUUGUAUUCCACAAUCUUCCUGACAGCAACUUUGCUUACUGGAUCGAAAAAUGCGAAAACGGGAAUGUGGGACAGAGUCUCCUUUACAAAGCGUCCUCGGGAAUACGCGUCUGCAGUCAGUGCGUAAUGACUAUACUUUGUGUUCAUGAUCGGCGUUUCAUCUGCGAGAGGUCAGCAACUUUGUUCCCGGAUGUUCUUCAAAAGACCCAGGGUCUCUGCCAACAGCCAGUGGAGUCGACAUAA
Hypanus sabinus (Atlantic stingray) is the source of this 597-nucleotide messenger RNA. RefSeq names its product C-type lectin domain family 2 member B-like. The transcript is spliced from 5 exons. The coding region runs from base 1 to 597 and encodes 198 amino acids. NCBI's taxonomy places the organism in Eukaryota, Metazoa, Chordata, Chondrichthyes, Myliobatiformes, Dasyatidae. The record is from RefSeq and is a predicted model, not a curated record.